AUGGCUCUUUCUGCCUCGACACUUCGUCUCCUGAUCGUCAUCUUCGUCGCUCUGGGGAGCACAACCUAUGGCUACUGUGCCUCCAUCAUCAGCACGACCCUGGCGCAGCCCUCCUUCAUCGCCUAUUUUGAACUCGAUACCCGCUCCAAUGCUACAGAUCUAACCGGGUCCAUCUUUGGCCUUUUCCAAACUGGUGGUUUCUUUGGCACAUUGACGUGUCUGAAAUCUGCCGAUUGGUUAGGUCGACGCAAGGCACUCUUCUUGGCCAGUUUGGUCACCACCGUUGGUGGAGGACUCCAAGCCGGCAGCGUGAACAUUGGGAUGUACAUCUUUGCACGAUUUCUGACCGGUGUUGGCAUCGGUGCGCUCGUCACACUUGUGCCUCUUUACCAGAGCGAGAUCGCUCCCCCAAAGAUUCGAGGUUUUCUUGUCGCCAUGCACGGCGUAAUGCUGUGUGUUGGCUACUCGGCCGCCAGCUGGGUUGGCUUGGGAUUCUAUUUUGUCAAUGCGGGCGGAGCACAAUGGAGACUUCCCCUGGCGAUCCAGUCCCUUUGGCCGGCCACGCUCGCUUGUGGAGUAUUAUUCCUGCCAGAAACUCCUCGAUGGCUGCUGGAUCACGAUCGAUACGAAGAGGCUUUCGAAUCCUUCAAGCGUGUCCGCGCCGAGUCAUCCGAUGCCUUCUUGAACGAUGAAGCAGCCAUACGAGCCGACUUUGCUAUUCUCCGAGAACAAAUCAUCUUCGAGAAGCAACAACAACUAUCCUUCUGGGAUCUUUUCCGCCUCCCCCAUUAUCGAAAGAGGCUUAUUGUCGGUUUUAUCACCAUGGUCGCUCCACAGGUCACGGGCACUCAAAUCAUCUACAACUACGGUUCGCAACUGUAUAAGAAUCUGGGGUUCAAUACCCUCAAACAACUCCUACUGAGUUGCGGAUGGAUCACCUUCUCGCCUUUUGGUAACUGGUUCAAUGCCCUGGUCGUGGACAAAGUGGGCAGAGUGAGGAUGCUGCUGAUUGGCAUCGUUGGCUGCAUCUUAUGCCUCGUCGGAGAAGUCAUCUGCCUCGCUCAGCUCGACAAUGGACAAAAGAACCGGGCAGCCACAAACGCCGCCGUGUUCUUCCUCUUCUUGUUCGUGGGCUUCUACGCAAGCUUCAUCGAUGCGACUACAUAUAUCUACGCGUCUGAGAUUUGGCCCACUCCAGUCCGGGCGAAAGGUCUGGCGCUGUCCAUCUCUGGCCUGUUUCUCUCAUCGUUGGCUAUUCUGCAGGGCGCCCCAGCCGGCUUCGCCAAUAUUGGAUGGCGCUACUAUCUGGUCUUCAUCUCCGUCACCUCAGUGAUGGUUGUUUUCAUGUACUUCUACUUCCCCGAGACCAAAACAUUGAGCUUGGAGGAGAUCGGAGAAAUCUUCGGUGAUGAAGUUGCACAUGUCGACGCGAGUACAGCCACGGCCAUGGGCGAGAAGGGGGUCACGGAACUGCACAUCGAAUCUGCCGAUCUGAAACAGUAG
Fonsecaea multimorphosa CBS 102226 is the source of this 1503-nucleotide messenger RNA. RefSeq lists its product as uncharacterized. The coding region runs from base 1 to 1503 and encodes 500 amino acids. Gene Ontology annotation, biological process: transmembrane transport; carbohydrate transport. The record is from RefSeq and is a predicted model, not a curated record. Lineage: Eukaryota; Fungi; Ascomycota; Eurotiomycetes; Chaetothyriales; Herpotrichiellaceae. Gene Ontology annotation, cellular component: membrane. The transcript is spliced from 9 exons. Gene Ontology annotation, molecular function: carbohydrate:proton symporter activity.